This is a messenger RNA of Heterotrigona itama, 258 nucleotides long. The record is from the annotation of a GenBank genome assembly. Lineage: Eukaryota; Metazoa; Arthropoda; Insecta; Hymenoptera; Apidae.
AUGUUCAAAAUCUCAUACUAUAAAGAACUGAAGAAGUACUUACAAUUAGUGGGGCUACAUCAAAAACAAGGAGUCGGAAAUAUUAGUGUAAUUGUAAUGGUGAUAAGUAUCACAAGCAUUCUUGUUCCAACGAUAUUAGAAUUUUAUGCGUCAUUACGUGCAAGAAAUAUCGACGCCGCGCUUGAAUGUGUACCACAUUUAGCUGCCUCUUCGGCCAGUGUUGUGAAAUUAUCGAAUAUACACGUCUACCGAAAGAAC